Penicillium nucicola is the source of this 1233-nucleotide messenger RNA. RefSeq lists its product as uncharacterized. The coding region runs from base 1 to 1233 and encodes 410 amino acids. The transcript has 2 exons. Gene Ontology annotation, cellular component: plasma membrane. NCBI's taxonomy places the organism in Eukaryota, Fungi, Ascomycota, Eurotiomycetes, Eurotiales, Aspergillaceae. The record is from RefSeq and is a predicted model, not a curated record.
AUGGACGAGCCGUCCACAGACUCUCCAAACCCUUGGAUACUAGCGCUCAAGCGGAUCGCCAAACUCCUCCUGCACCAAUGGCUCCUGAUAGGCAUCGGGGUGGUCUGCGUACUGGCCUACUUCUUCCCAAACGUCGCCAAGCACGGCGGGACAAUCCGCUCAGAAUACAGCAUCAUGUACGGCGUGAUCGCGAUCAUCUUUUUGAUCUCCGGUCUGAGUAUUCCGCGCCAGAAACUCUUUUCCCAGUUCCUGAAUUGGCGGUUACACCUUGUGGUCCAGGUGAUCUCGUUCUUAUUCAUCCCUGCGCUGGUCUUGGCCGUCGUGCAUGUCAUUCUGGCUGGGGAUCCAACUGGCAAGAUUGAUCGCGCGGUGUUGGCUGGGUAUAUCUUUACCGCCUGCAUUCCGACGACGAUUGCGUCCAAUGUGGUGAUGACCCGUGCGGCUGGCGGUGACGAUGCCGCUGCGCUGGUCGAGGUGUUGAUUGCGAAUGUUCUGGGUCCGUUUGUGACGGCUGCGUGGACGGUGGUGUUGAUCCCGAAGACGGCAGAGUUUGAUCUGUGGAGGUUUGGGGGUGGAGGGCUGGGGAGCAUGUAUAAGGAUGUGUUUCAGCAGCUUGGGUUGAGUGUCUUGCUGCCUUUGUUUGUUGGACAGAUUGUUCGAUGGACUUGGCCGGAUCGGACGGCUUGGGUGUUGUUGAAGACCAAGUUGCCCAAGUGGGCGAGUGUCUGUAUGCUGCUAUUGAUCUGGUCGACCUUCUCUUCUUGCUUUGCAACAGGGGCCCUCCAAUCCCUCUCCGCCCAAAGCGUGAUUUUCGUAGUUCUCUUCAAUAUCGCCCUCUACAUCUUUCUCACCCUAGUCUGCUUCCUCGGCUCAAGACCACCCCGGAUUUUGAGCUCUCGGAAAUGGUCCGAGCCAAUGUUCAAGCGCAUGUCUCCCGAAGAAACCAUUGCCGUAUGUUUCUGCGGGCCAGCCAAGAGCACGGCGCUCGGUAUCCCGCUCCUCUAUGCUAUGUGGAAGCCAAUUGACCUAUACACGAAAUCCAAGACCUCGGUGCCAGUUCUGCUGUAUACAACGGAGCAGAUCUGUGUUGCGCAUUUCUUUGUGCAGCUCUUCCGGAGGUGGCAUGCGAGGCUUGCGGAGAAGGAGCAUGUCGAGUAUGCGGUUGACCCUGAGGCUGGGAUGACCGAAGUUGGUCAUGAAAAUCAUAUCACGCGUGAGAAUACGACUGUUUGA